AUGACUGAAGGGAACCGAUAUCGUAAAAAAGUUGUGAGUUCUAAACAAGGAUUAAGGAAAUCGUUAACAAGAUGUUGGAGAUCAAAUUCAAUAUGUUCAACAUAUAGAGGAAACUGUUCCCGGUAUAAAAAACAAUCAUUAACAAAUGAUAUUGAGGCUCAGGUUAUGGAUAAUUCUGCCUACUCGUAUAAACAAGAAUCAUUCGUUGUUCAAUGGCUACGUAAAAAUAAUCAGUACAGACUGGAGUUACUUGAGAAAGAAAAUACUGAUGUUGAAAGAUGUCUUGCCCAAAAAUGCAUCAGUGCUGUUGUAUUGUAG
Molecule: messenger RNA, 318 nt
Organism: Lottia gigantea (owl limpet)
Lineage: Eukaryota; Metazoa; Mollusca; Gastropoda; Lottiidae
Exons: 3
Coding region: 1-318 (105 amino acids)
Source: RefSeq, a predicted model, not a curated record